This is a messenger RNA of Aspergillus japonicus CBS 114.51, 845 nucleotides long. RefSeq lists its product as uncharacterized. Lineage: Eukaryota; Fungi; Ascomycota; Eurotiomycetes; Eurotiales; Aspergillaceae. Bases 113 to 670 code for a protein of 185 amino acids. The record is from RefSeq and is a predicted model, not a curated record. The transcript has 2 exons.
CACCUCCUCUACCUCUACCCCAGUGCACUGCCAAUCAUCGAAAGAAUGGAGACACUGAUGAACCUGUUGGGACGGUCUCUCCGGUCCCUUCAGGCGGGUACAACGUCCGACCAUGAUUUCGAUCCCGCCCAUUGACGUGGCCGCGGGCCCGAUUGUAAACAAACAAAUGCGCUUCCUUGACCACUCAUCAAUCCAGGUGAUCCUUGCCAGGGUCCUGGAAAUCCAUCCUUACGGCCCAACAAAUCCGUGUCGCUCCCCAGGCAUCAGAGGCAGUACGCAUCACAAGCACCUAGCUAAUUCAAGCGACUGGAUCGCGUACAAGUUUGGCUGCAUUGGCGGGGAAAGGCUUUCCGGUCAUCCGUCUUCCGCACAUCAAACGUCGUUGUCAUCGUCAUCGCUGUCAUUGACGCCCGUUUUGCUGACGACCAUUGUGACACAACCGACCCAGCUCAGCAGAUAUGCCUUCAGAUUGGCUGUGUGUGGGGGAAAUUGCGGUGUGACCCUCAUUCGAGAUCCAUGUAUGGGCUCAUGUGCAAAUGUGUGCCACCCCGGUCAUUCACGUCCAGUCGAUACGCUGCGUCGCCCCUUACCCCGCAACGUGAGCGAUCUCUGGUUUCCACGAUUCCCACCACGCCCCCCCCGACCGGAUGCACACAGAUCGCGGAUAUGAGAUCCACACUAGACUGAGUUUGAUGAGUGAUCUCGUGCACAUUCUAGUGCAAAUGCUUGGUUUCAACUUCAUCUUGACCAUCAAUCCUCAAGCUCGCCUCCAGAAAGAAAAGACAUCGGUCGGUCGGUCGGUAGACCUUGGAUGGAGACGCCAGGAGAGAGGGCUGGCUGGCACA